Molecule: messenger RNA, 2085 nt
Organism: Erythranthe guttata (spotted monkey flower)
Lineage: Eukaryota; Viridiplantae; Streptophyta; Magnoliopsida; Lamiales; Phrymaceae
Source: RefSeq, a predicted model, not a curated record
AUGGACCUUACGAGAGAUGUAGAUUCGACGGCGUUGCACGACAAACUGGACGAGCCAACGCCAUGGAUAGGCCUUUAUAUCGCAACAACUUCUUUGGUCUGCACGCUGGCAAUGGCAGCCGAUGCCUCGAUAGGAUUCCGAAGCAAAGAACUCUGGUUCCCUUGUAAGUAUUUCACUCUCAAUGCUUUUUCGUUGACACUAUUAGCUGUCACAAUGAAGCUGCCACUUGAUCUCACGAGUUUUACGAUACAAGAUGACGACAAACUUGCCCGGAUUAGCAGUUUGGUUUUCAUGUCAACCGCUAUGGCCAACUUCACGACGUCUUUGUGGUCCAUGACUGAUAACGAGAUCGUACUAAACUUGGCUGCUUUAGCCCUUCUUGUUCUUACGGUCUUCGGAAAUGUCGCCGUUCAUAUUAUGCACCUGCUUCACUUUUACGAUGUGCAUAGCAUAAUGGAAGAACAAAUUGUAUGUGCUGUCUUCAUGCUUUUUUUGCUUCUGACGUUAUGUUUUUCCGCUGUGAUGCUUCCAACUGCCAAACGACAAAUACACUUGGCGUAUUGUGAAACGCGCAGAAAAAUAUCGAACGAUAAGAAAGUGGUGUGGGGGAAUUUUAGCGAUGGCGAACUCAAAAUUGCUGUGACGAGAUAUUGGGUGAUGGCACAAACGGGGAGCUCCCAAUUUGUGAUCGCACGCUCCGUGACCUGCGUUGCUUCGGGCUUGAUGUGUCUACUGAUGGGCCUAACUCUGUUGCAAGUUGAAACAAGAAAGUUUUCGUACGAAGGUAAAGUUUCUUCGAAUUACAAGUGGUCCAUCAAAUUGAUUCUACUCGUUCAAACCAUCGGAGUGGCAGUGGGCGGUAUUGCUCCUGUUAUAAGAUGGUUCGUCGCCGCCCGAUUCAAGAGCUCGAAGAUAGGCCAUAGAAGUUUCAGAGACGAAUUGAAGGUCGAGAGUUAUUGGACCGAAAGGCUGGUCCAAUGGAGAGAUCGCCCCGUACCUUUAAAAAUCCGGCACCACAUAUACAGGAAACUUCUUCAUCAUGCAAAAGGAUUGCUUCUGAAUUCCUGCAUUAGAGUUCAGAUUACGAUUGUUUGGGCAAAUGAGGAAUCAAGGACUGGAGCAGAGCCGGAUUAUAGCGGUUAUGUGCUACUGCUUGAGGGCGAGUCGCAGCUGCCUCAGAAGACACUGAGAAACAUAUGCAACGAGGUGGAUAAGCUGAUCCGGAGAGGUAAAAAGAAGCAAUGGAAGAACCUUAUCGACUUUUUAAAUAAAUCUGGCAACUUCAAUGGGGUCAGAGAAUUCGACACCAAUCAAAAACCCCCAAACUGUUGGUCUAUGCCAAUCGUGACCUUGACAAGCAUCGCAAUUUCACUCCCUAAAGUUACAAAUGAUACGGCUAAUCGGUUAUUGAGUGUUGUGAGUGGAGGUCUCUACUUUGCAAAGCUUAUAGAAAAAACCCUCAACAAGAACGGUGAUCUGGCAGUCAUUCGGCAUGCAGCUGACGUGAUCUGGGUAGGAGUUGAAUUCUAUCAAACAUGGCAGGAUGUGGAUCUCCGGAGAGAGAGUCUCAAAAGUCAGUCCCACGAGACGACGCUGCAAAACCUUUCCAACAAUGCUCAAACGAUUGUUGAUGAUUUCUUGAGUGCUACGAGGGGCGAUCCUCUGAUGCAGAACCCUCUCAACUGGCCUGUUGAAAUCAUAGCUGCUCGCUCAAUGUACAGGGUAACUCAAACUAUCCUGCAAACCCACACAAACAACGUAGGCCAAAACGACGAGGAGCUGUUCGAGAGAUUAUCGGUAAUGAUCUCAAGCAUAUUGGCAGCUUGCCUCACCAAUUUGGUGUCUGUCAUAAUCUUUAAGUGUCACAGCGAUGUCAUCGAAGAAAGGGAGGAAAGCGUCCGCCAAGCAGCUAUUCUUUUAGGCCAGAGUGACGAAAUUCUUAAAAUUCUACAGCCGCGUGGGCUUCCAGGAAUCGAUCCAAAAGAAGCAGCUUAUAUAGAUUCGUGGAGGGCGUUUAUGGCUGCCUCGAGUAGCAACGGUACACCAAGUCGACGCAGACCUAUUGUCAAGCAAGCAUCAAUGUAA